AUGAACAUUCUCAAAAGCUUGAGACACUGCACUAGUUUGCAAAGGACCCGAAUUGAAAGAAAUAAAUUUGUUGGAAAUCAAGCAGAAGAUUUUGGGAUAUAUCCAAAUUCUGAUUACAUUGACUUAAGCUACAAUGAGUUUUAUGGCGAAUUGCCUUCAAACUGGAGUAACUUCAAAAAGUUAACAAGCUUAAAGAUUUCCGGCAGCAACAUUACUGGCAAAAUAACAACUGAGCUUGGAGAGGUAUUUCAACUUCAGAGACUUGAUCUUUCUUCAAAUCAAUUAUUUGGGGGGAUUCCGAGAAGUUUGGGCAAUUUGACUUUAAUGCUAGAGCUUAAGUUGAAUGAGAACAAGCUUUCAGGCAACAUUCCCUUAGAAAUUGGCAAGUUUUCUCGACUUGCCAAACUUAGCUUGUCAACCAAUGAUCUUACCGGCAAAAUUCCGGAGCAGUUGAGAGAUUGUAUGCAACUAGGGGACUUGAAUUUAAGUCAAAAAAAGCUUAGAGGAAGUAUUCCUUCUCAACUAGGCUUUAUACCUACCUUAGAAACUGUUGAUCUGAGCAAUAACAUGCUGAUUGGUAAAAUACCAGAACAGUUUGGAUGGUUGCCAAGCAUAGAGAAGAUGAAUCUUUCACACAAUAAGAUAUCAAGAACCAUCCCCUCAAGCUUUGAUCAGUGUUUUAGUUUGAUCUCUACCUAUAUGUCCUACAACCAAUUAGAGGGUCCUCUUCCCAACAUUCCAGAGUUUCAAAAGGCUUCUUUUGGAGCCUUAAGAAACAAUAAAACUUUAUGUGUGGCAGCUAUGAUUUUUCUGAUCAUGACUGUUGUUGGCAUUUUCUUCCGUCUGAAUUCUUGUAAAAGAAUCAUGGAAAAUAAGCCUUCAGGACCUUCAGGAUCUGUACAAAAUUUGUUAUCCAUUUCGAGCUUUGAUGGGAAGAUGGCAUAUCAAAACAUUAUUGAAGCAACAGAUUACCUUAGUCCAAACCAUUGCAUUGGACACGGGGGGCAUGAAAGUGUUUACAAAGCAGAAUUGCCAGAUGGGAAGACUGUUGCAGUGAAGAAGAUUCAUGCAAUUAGAAAGUGUCAUUCAAGACACUCAUUCUUGGCGUAUGAGUUCCUAGAAGGGGGAAGCCUUUAUAACAUGUUGGAAACUGAUGAAAAAGCAUUGAAACUUCCAUGGUCCAAAAGGGUUAAUAUUGUGAAAGAUGUUGCAAAUGGAUUAUGCUAUAUGCACCAUGAUUUUUCACAUCCAAUGGUUCACAGGGACAUAUCAAGCAAGAAUGUUUCGUUAGAUUCUCAAGAAAAUGUUCAUAUUUCGGACUUUGGCACGGCAAGAUUCCUGAGCCUAGACUCCUCCAAUCUGACUGCAUUCGUUGGUACACAUGGAUAUGCACCUCCAAAAUAUGCUUGCUUAAUGGAGGUAACUGCCAAAAGCGACGUUUACAGCUUUGGCGUCCUAGCCCUGGAGGUGAUGGUGGGAAAGCACCCUGCAGGUGACCUUUCCUCAAUAUUUUUUGAGUCGUCAUCGUCGUCGUCGUCGUCAUCGUCAUCUCUGCCCUUGACAAUACCCCGUCGCAUGUUUCUUUCUAAAGAUAUUUUAAUCCAACGGCUCUCAACUCCGACAACAAAAGUUGAAGAUGAAGUGACUAGGAUUUCAAAAAUUGCACUUUCAUGUCUGCAACAUCGUCCUCAGUCUCGACCGACCAUGCAAGAAAUUUCCAAGGAGCUAGCUAGCAAAAGGGGGAUUGCCUUUCAAGUUUGGAUUUUCUAG
Messenger RNA from Coffea eugenioides, 1770 nucleotides. Its product is annotated as probable leucine-rich repeat receptor-like protein kinase At1g35710. Bases 1 to 1770 code for a protein of 589 amino acids. Lineage: Eukaryota; Viridiplantae; Streptophyta; Magnoliopsida; Gentianales; Rubiaceae. Gene Ontology annotation, molecular function: protein binding; protein kinase activity; ATP binding. The record is from RefSeq and is a predicted model, not a curated record. Gene Ontology annotation, biological process: protein phosphorylation. The transcript is spliced from 4 exons.